Coregonus clupeaformis (lake whitefish) is the source of this 2434-nucleotide messenger RNA. RefSeq names its product WW domain-binding protein 2-like. Gene Ontology annotation, cellular component: nucleus. The record is from RefSeq and is a predicted model, not a curated record. NCBI's taxonomy places the organism in Eukaryota, Metazoa, Chordata, Actinopteri, Salmoniformes, Salmonidae. Gene Ontology annotation, molecular function: chromatin DNA binding; transcription coactivator activity. Gene Ontology annotation, biological process: positive regulation of DNA-templated transcription. Bases 169 to 954 code for a protein of 261 amino acids. The transcript has 8 exons.
CGCAUGCCGGAAGUGCAGGUGCCUCAGCAUCACAACAAAAGUGGAGCAGGCUUGGCAGGUGAAACGGGGAAGCGACGAAACGAUUUGAUCCAGUUCACGUUUGAGACCGCAUCUGUCAUUAUUUUACUUUGUUCAUUCCACACUCUGUAAUCACGAGGCGACAUCGCAAUGGCUUUGAACAAGAACAAUUCUGAAUCCGGAGGCGUCAUUAUCACCAACAGUGAAAGUGUGUUGAUGAGCUAUGAGAACGUGGAGCUGGUGUUCUGUGAAGCUGAGUGCCUGCCUGAUGCCUUCAGGAAGAGUAAGAAGGGGAGCAUCUUCCUGACCCCCUACAGGGUGAUCUUUGUGGCGAAGGGGGGUCGUGAUGCUCUGCAGUCCUUCAUGAUGCCUUUCUACCUGAUGAAAGGCUGUGAGGUCAAACAGCCUGUCCUGGGGGCCAACUACAUCAAAGGCACCGUCAGCGCAGAGCCCGGAGGAGGCUGGGAGGGCUGUGCCACCUUUAAGCUGGUGUUUGCUGCAGGAGGAGCCAUAGAGUUUGGACAGUACAUGUUACAGGUCGCUGCACAAGCGUCCAGAGGGCAGCCUGUGAGUGGUGGCUUUGGGGGCUGUCCCUACAUGGCCAAUGGGGCCUAUGCCUACCCUCCUCCCCCAGCCAAUGGGUACCCGGCAGGACCCCCACCCGGGUACUCCUACCCCAACCCCCCUCCACCAGGUGUAUUCUACCCCAACCCCCCAGCGUUUGAUGGCCCUGCGGCCUACAUGCCCCCUCCUCCCUACUCCGCCCCCCUGGGGCAGCAGCCCCCCCACGACCCUGCCCUGCCCUCCACAACUGCAGCGGAGGCAAAGGCAGCAGAGGCAGCAACCAGUGGCAGCUGUUCCACACUCCCUCCCACCUACCUGCCACAGGACAACCCCCCCCCUUACUCCCCUACUGAAGACAAGAAGACCCAGUAGAGCUGUAUCUCAGCUCCCACCCCUCCUUCACACGGCCUGUACCCCCCCCUUUCCAUCCCGAUGUUGUCUCUCUUCCACCAACCCCUCCUUUUGGUCUCUCUCCUCUCUGUCUACCUUGUUCCCUUUCAUUCCCCCCUUCUCCUCCCCUCCUCUGGUCAGUCUCUUAACUCACAUUCCUCUUAAUGAUAAUUGCAGCAACCAGCUAGCUAUGUUAGCUCCACCCUCCCCAGCUCGUGUACAGGCAGUUCCCUUCUGAGUUCCACUAACCAGUUCUCUCAUACCCACCUGACUUUAACUAAACAGUGUUACUUACAGCUCUUCUAGAGUGGUUGAUGAUAUGAUUGUAGCUUGUUUGAGCCAAAGAUGUCAGGAAACGGGAAUAUUAGGUUAAGACAGGGGUGUUUUUGAUUGAGGUAGUAGUAUUCUUGGGUACCUGCUUUUUUCUGCAUUGCCAAACACUAAAUUUUCUUGCCAGAUCAGACAACGGCAAGUUGGUUAAAGCAGAAACGGACAGACAUGCAGGCUCAAGGUUUAGCAGGUCGUUUUGGUGAGAAGCUGAUUUAUUUCAUAAGACCGUUGAUGACUAAUCGAACUGGGCUGAAUUAAGUGAUUUCUCUGCUAUCCAGGGGCUAGCGAAAGGCUGUAUUGUUGAUUUAAAAACAUGUAUUCUUUGUCUGUACAGGCUUUUAAUGUGACAACUUCAAUAUGAGAGGAUAGCAGUAGAUCAUUGGACCAGGUCUUUUGUUGACAAUUUACAUAUCUGAAAUGACAACCUUCUAUAAAGGGGAUAUAGUGUUGGUUGAGACUUUCCUGUUGUGUUGAUAGGAACCAUAAUGUCCGGUAUAGUGGACAGCUAGCUAUAAUACUAGGAAUCCCUGAUCCUAGGUGAACUAACUACAUGGAAAGAUUAUUUUAGCUAUCUGCUACUUCCUGUGUGUGUGUGUAGAGCAGUUGCCCUAUGAUGUCAUGUCCUGUGUCACUCUUCUAAACAUUCUAGAACUCACUCACCACAUCAAGGAAUUAAACAAAUAAAAGAAUUCCUUGCAUCACAUCACUCUGCAGUGUUCUGGACUAACAGUUUAGAUCAAUAGUCACUUCUCUCUCAUCGAACAACACUAAUGGCUAUCUACUUCUCUUGUGGUGUGUAGUUUACUGACAUGUUUGAGGUCAGUCUCCUGAAUCUGAUCUGAGCACCUUUAAUAUUUGGGCAUCUCUCUUUUCUCUCUGUGGCACAAUGCAGCCGGCAGAUUCUUUGCACUUUCAGAAUGCUAUGCAUCGGGCCUCUUCGCUCCUGCCAUGGCUAUGUGUAUAGUAAAAAAGUAAGAUAUGGCUAUAUAUUUAUUUCAAGCUCCCACUAAUUUAUUGAGUUAAUUCAUUUGAAAUGGUCAAAUAUAUUAUUAAAAAAGACAAAAGCAAAGCAUGGGCUGAAUUGUAACUAAUAUGCAUUGGAUUUUUAUUAAACUGAUCUUGUGAUGUUGAA